Messenger RNA from Pistacia vera, 446 nucleotides. RefSeq names its product COP9 signalosome complex subunit 8-like. The annotation marks the transcript as partial. NCBI's taxonomy places the organism in Eukaryota, Viridiplantae, Streptophyta, Magnoliopsida, Sapindales, Anacardiaceae. The transcript has 2 exons. The record is from RefSeq and is a predicted model, not a curated record. Gene Ontology annotation, cellular component: COP9 signalosome. Gene Ontology annotation, biological process: protein deneddylation; COP9 signalosome assembly.
UAUGUUUGGCACCACAGUGCCAUUAAAGUCUCUUUUGUCUCUUUUGCAGAGCUUUACACAAAGAGGAUGUUUCAGCUAUUGCUGUCUGCUUACUCAACAAUAAGUGUUCAAGACACAGCUCUCUUUUUGGGAAUGAAUGAGGAGGAUGCCACAUAUUAUGUAGUACAGCAAGGUUGGAUUUUGGACCCUGCUUCUCGAAUGCUUACUGUGAAGAAAAAUCCAAUUGUAACUGAGCAGAAACUAGAUCCCAACAAACUGCAGCGCUUGACUGAAUAUGUGUUCCACCUUGAACAUUAACUCUACAAAUAUGAUUGAAACCAUGGGCUGUGAAUCUCUAGUGAAACGGACUCCUGAUUUUGGAUCUCUAGUCGAAGAGAGUAAAUGUUUUGAAGAUGUUCAGAACCCGGAUCGAUAGCUAAUAAGCUUAAUAUAAUUUCGUGAUUUUA